Messenger RNA from Tripterygium wilfordii, 1297 nucleotides. RefSeq names its product leucoanthocyanidin reductase-like. Gene Ontology annotation, molecular function: oxidoreductase activity. The record is from RefSeq and is a predicted model, not a curated record. The transcript has 5 exons. NCBI's taxonomy places the organism in Eukaryota, Viridiplantae, Streptophyta, Magnoliopsida, Celastrales, Celastraceae. Bases 119 to 1222 code for a protein of 367 amino acids.
UCAUCCUCCAACUAAUCCUGGUGCACUUUCUUUGUGUCCUAUUUAUAAAGGUGUAACAACAUCUUUUACUACCAACACACAUAUCACAUAGGCUGAAACAACCACCACCAAAAGAAAAAUGACCAUCCAUCAUAGUACUGUUUCGACGGCCAAUGGUAGCCGGGUCCUCAUCGCCGGACCACUUGGUUUCAUCGGCCGCUUCAUCACCGGAGCCAGCCUUGCUUCCGGUCGACCCACUUUCCUUCUCGUGCGUUCAAGUUCCGGCUGCCCUUCUAAAUCCAAAGCCGUCAAAUAUUUUCAAGACAGGGCCGCCAUCAUAUUAUUUGGGAUGAUCAAUGACAAGGAAUUCGUGGAAAAGACUCUGAAGGAGAACAAGAUCGAUGUAGUUAUAUCUGCCGUUGGUGGUAAAGAAAUAUUGGAUCAGCUUCCUCUUGUGGAAGCAAUCAAUGCUGUCGGCACUGUUAAGAGAUUUUUGCCAUCGGAGUUCGGGCAUGAUGUGGACCGGGCUGAUCCGGUGGAGCCAGGGCUAACCAUGUACAAUCACAAGAGACUCGUCAGGCGCCUGAUCGAGAAGUACGAUGUCCCUUACACCUACAUCUGUUGCAACUCCAUUGCUUCUUGGCCCUACCACAACAACAAGCACCCUUCCGAGGUCAUUCCACCGUUGGAUCAGUUCGAAAUCUACGGUGAUGGGAGCGUCAAAGCUUACUUUAUUGCUGGGACUGAUAUUGGAAAAUUCACAAUGAAAACUGUGGAUGACAUUCGAACUCUCAACAAAUCAGUCCAUUUCCGACCAAGUUGCAAUUUCUAUAACAUGAACGAGCUUGCUUCUUUGUGGGAAAGAAAAAUUGGUCGCACCCUCCCUCGAGUCACCGUCACUGAAGAAAACCUAAUAGCCGCAGCUGCAGAGAAUCGCAUACCACAGAGUGUGGUGGCGUCAUUCACGCACGACAUCUUCAUUAGGGGCUGUCAAUCUAACUUUUCCGUCGAUGGUUCUGCCGAUCUUGAAGUAUGCAAGCUGUAUCCAGACGAACCAUUUCGUACGUUGGACGAAUGUUUCGAAGACUUCCUUGUCAAAGCAAAGCUGGAAGGUCCGUCGGGGACGCGGAACAAUGAAAAUACCAACACAAAUCCAGUGGGGGAUUCGCUGCCUGUCAGCAACUUGGGCUUGACAUGGAUUUGUUGUAAUGUCUCUGCAUUUUAUUCAAUUAGCGAUGUUUAGAUCCCUGCUUGACAUGGAUUUGUUGUAAUGCCUCUGCAUUUUAUUCAACCAGCGAUGUUUAGAGUACGUUUGGUU